CAUUUGAAGAAGAUUAAGUGAAGUUGGUGUUUUCGUUACGUAUUCGUAAUUCGUAUUCGUAAACACGUUUCGAAAUGGAUGGCCUGUCAUCUAUGCAGACUCUUGAAGCACUCUCCUCCUUGUUGUCAACACGGGACGAAAACGACGAUGACGAAGAUCCCAAGAUUGUACAGGCGUCAGCUAAACUGGGUCCCGGCAAUAUAGGUCCUCCUGCCUCUUCAGUCAAACCGAUCAAAGAAGCCACCUCCACGUAUGACAAGCAGAACAGCAAAGCCAUCUGGGACGAGGACGAGGUUCCUGAGGGGGCGCAGUUUGAUGACCUCACCGAUCCACGGCCUGAGCCUGAAUAUGAGAUCAUCCUGAAGCAGAGUGUUGGUACAGAGGACCUGUUUUUGGGCAUGAGCCGUAAGGACCCCUCUUCUAUGUGCUGUGAAGGCAUGCUGGUGAGGGUGAAGCUGCCCGGCACCAAAGCCAGUGAGGUGGUCCUGGACGUCAAAGAGACAUUUCUGGACCUCCGGACGCCGACGCAUAAGCUCGGCCUGCACCUCCCUCACCCGGUGCACCGUCAGGAGGGAAAGGCUCGCUUCAUCACAGAGAAGGAAGAGCUGGAGAUCACCCUGCUCCUGAAUCGACCCAUGGACUGCAUCAACCGGGCCUGAUCGAGACGGAGAGACACACACAGACAGAUGGGGAGGGGCAGAGAGAGAGAGAGAACGAGAGAGAGAGAGA
Molecule: messenger RNA, 729 nt
Organism: Clupea harengus (Atlantic herring)
Lineage: Eukaryota; Metazoa; Chordata; Actinopteri; Clupeiformes; Clupeidae
Gene: dnaaf6
Product: dynein axonemal assembly factor 6
Biological process (GO): axonemal dynein complex assembly; flagellated sperm motility
Cellular component (GO): cytoplasm
Molecular function (GO): protein-folding chaperone binding; dynein intermediate chain binding
Source: RefSeq, a predicted model, not a curated record